Messenger RNA from Mytilus trossulus (common blue mussel), 2879 nucleotides. Its product is annotated as V-type proton ATPase subunit H-like. The record is from RefSeq and is a predicted model, not a curated record. Gene Ontology annotation, cellular component: lysosomal membrane; vacuolar proton-transporting V-type ATPase, V1 domain. Gene Ontology annotation, biological process: proton transmembrane transport. Gene Ontology annotation, molecular function: proton-transporting ATPase activity, rotational mechanism. The transcript has 15 exons. Bases 173 to 1795 code for a protein of 540 amino acids. NCBI's taxonomy places the organism in Eukaryota, Metazoa, Mollusca, Bivalvia, Mytilida, Mytilidae.
UUAACAACAUAUUGGAUGAACUUUUAUAAAGUUGAACGAGAUUUCUGCCGAUAGAUUUAUGGAAUGUGUAAUAUUUUUUUAUAUGAAUAUAGUGAACUGGUUUAAACUGCAUUAACAUACUUUGAGCAAAGACCAUUUUUUAUUCAUAAAAAUCUAAAUUUGAAUUCUCACUAUGAAAUCCAUGAGGCGCCAAUCGUCCUAUGUUGUGACGGGGACAAAGUCCGCAGAAGUUGACAAGGAGGGGAAUGUAUCGACUACAAUGCAGCAAGGACAUUUCCGGAAGUUAGUUCUCCCUCGCCGAUUUUCUACCCCUGCAAUGGGGUUUAGGGAAGAGGAGGAGUCUAUGGAAUCUCGCCAUCUGAUUGAAGCUGAUCAGUUUGUCACUAAACAGUAUUUAGAAAAGAAGGGGAAAGGAGCACAAGUGGCCACCAGUUUAUUACAACAGAGAGCCAAUGAUGUCAGAAGUAACAGAGUCAACUGGCAGUCCUAUCUACAAGGACAGAUGAUAUCCCAUGAAGAUUUCCAGUUUAUAUCAAAGUUUGACAAUGCUAAUUCAGAAGUCAAGAAUGCCAUCCUUAUGGAUAACCCACAACAGUUUGCCAAGACAAUGUUUAGUCUAAUGAACAGAAUAGCCAAAGACCAAACUUUACAGUAUAUAUUGACCAUGUUAGAUGAUGUUCUUCAGGAUGAUAAAGGCAGGGUAGAAAUAUUCAAAGAAUAUUCAAGGAAGAACAAAGAAUCUGUAUGGGUUCCAUUUCUUCACCUUCUUAAUAGGGAUGACAGAUUUAUUGUAAAUCAGACUAGCAGAAUAAUAGCCAAAAUAGCAUGUUGGGGAAAAGAGCUGAUGGGAUUAGAAGAUCUCAAAUUCUAUCUAAACUGGCUGAAAGAUCAACUCAGACUUCCAGGAAAUGAAUACAUGCAGACAGCAGCAAGGUGUUUACAGAUGAUGUUACGUAUAGAUAAAUAUAGACAGGUCUUUGUUGACGUUGACGGCAUAUCAACAAUUGUGAUGGUUUUAGUGGGAUCUAAAGCCGGAUUUCAAAUACAAUACCAGCUUAUAUUCUGUUUAUGGUGUCUGACCUUUAACCCUUUCUUGGCAGAGAAAAUGAAUAAAUUUCAAGUAAUUCCAACAUUAGCAGACAUAUUAAGUGAAACAGUGAAGGAGAAAGUGUCCAGGAUCAUUCUAGCUACUUACAGAAACUUACUAGAGAAGCCAGAGGAGAAAGAGGUUGUGACUGACCAUGCUUUGUCUAUGGUCCAAUGUAAAGUUAUCAAACAAUUGGAAUUACUGGAUUCAAGAAAGUUUGAUGAUCAGGACAUUGUGGAUGAUAUAGAAUUCCUCUCAGAAAAACUGCAGUCAUCUAUUCAGGAUCUCAGUUCCUUUGAUGAAUACACAACUGAGGUAAAGUCAGGUAGAUUGGAGUGGAGCCCUGUACAUAAAUCUGAUAGAUUCUGGAGAGAAAACUGUAUCAGACUGAACGAGAAAAAUUAUGAAUUAUUAAAAAUUUUAGUGAAGUUAUUAGAAACAAGUAAAGAUCCUUUGAUAUUAUCAGUAGCAGCACAUGAUCUUGGAGAAUAUGUACGACAUUAUCCCAGAGGAAAAAAUGUGAUAGAACAGUUAGGAGGUAAACAGUUAGUUAUGCAGUACCUAUCACAUGAAGAUCCUAACGUCAGAUUUGAGGCUUUGAUAGCUGUACAGAAACUGAUGGUACACAACUGGGAAUAUCUUGGCAGACAGUUAGAAGCAAGCGAUAAACCUAAAGACUCUACACAGCUUGUGUCGGCUAAAGCCUAGUUAAAACAUUCCAUUAUAUAGUUUGUAAAACAAUUGAACAGAUCUUAAUGUGAUGUCAGAGAAUAUAUGACAUAUAUCUAGAGGAUUAUUGUGAUAUUAUGAAAAAUAUGUUGAUAGACUACAUUCCUCUUAUGGCAAAAUGUGAGGAGUCUUUGUUAAAAAAACUUAUAUGAUGUGUGUUUGUUUAAAAUAAUUUAAAAGUUGAAGAGCACUAUAUGAGUAAUACUGUAAAUUUUGAAGUUUUUGCUUGCGUUCAUUUAUGCAAUUUUUAAAAGGUAGACCCAAAUACAUGAUUAACUAUUGCCAAUUUAAGGAAAUAGCUGCAUUAACAUAAUGCUAUUGAAAUUUAAAAUGAAUAGUGUUCAUUCCGUAUAAUUUUUAGCUUUAAUUCCUGUAUUUACAACUUGUUUAAAUGAAGGGGACACUUUCUUAGGGAACUAAAAAGCAUUACUUUUAAUGUAACCAACUUUCAUUUUAAUGGUAGGUUCAUCCUUAUCCUAGAGAAAUACAGAGAAUUCUGACAUAAAGAUAUCUCUUAACACAAUAGCUCCAAUGGAACUGACUUCUAAGAGAUAUUAAUUAUGUGAAUUAGCAGAAUAAAAUUAAGCAAAAAUAUAUUAUCACCAGUGCUGUUAAUUAAUAUGUGUUUUGUCAUAAUCUAUACAUUUUAUAAAUCGUUAUCCCAAGUCAAGUCUAGCUCUGGCAACCUUUCAUCUUGGUAUGUCCCAUCAAAAAAUUCAUGAAUGUUGAAAAAUUAUUAAUAAUCCGUAUUUGUUAGAUAUUAUAUAUGGUUUUAUAAAUAAAUAAUAAAAUUGUUGUGAGUCCAAACAAUCAGAAAGAAACAUUAGUAAGUUAUACUUGCAAAUUGACGAGGUAGAUUAAAAAUUGAUCCAUUUGGACCAGAGAAUUUAAGGGAGAGAAUGUAAAUAUAUAUGUUAAUUAUCUCCCUUGGAUACAUUUGUGAAAGGAAUUUUAUUGACUAAAUUCCUAUGACAUGGCUGGAAUUCCAUAUAUUAUUGUAAAUGUUGUAUUCAAGAGAGAUGAUAGUGAUUGUAUGUAUGCAAUAGUAAAGAGUCUAGUCAAA